AUGACAGAAAAAACACAUUACGCAAUCGUAGAAUUUAUGGACGAAGUUCAGAUUGUGCCUAAUAAUUGGUUAAGUAAAGAUCUACAAAAUGCCGUCUGGCCGAAUUUUACAAAUAAUAAGACAUAUUAUAAAGCUGUGAAGAUGAUGAUAGAUCCGGAACGUACAUGGGCCACUCAUCCAAUCAAAAAGAUUUUUGGGACAUACUUUCAGUAUACAGUAGCAAGAAAAAAAUUGAAAGAAGUAGAGUACACGUCCGACCUUAAUUCUGGUGCAAAAAAAGAAGAAAUGUUAAAAAGAUCCAAGAAAGUCAGAGCUGCAAAAAAAAUGGACUCGUCAUCGAGUUGCAACAAUGAAUCAGAUGACAGUUUUAUUUCAGAACUUCCACAAAUUCCAACUAAGAAAGUGUCAAUUGUAUCAAAAAAGAGAAAAGUUGAGAGAUUUACACGAAAAGGUAAGAGCAUAUUUAGAAAGAAUUACAAUAAUACAAAAAAAGUUCAUAUUUUAUUUUACUAUAUUUAUGUGCAUUGCAGAUGUUCAGGACAAUGACAAUGACAGCUUUUUAAAACAAAUAAAUCAUCCGAUUUCUAUCAUUCAAAAUGAAAAUGAAAAAUCUGCGACAAAAUAUUCCAGUAAGAUUCAUUUUUUAUUUUUACAAUUUGGAUUUGUGUAGCAAAAAAAAUAAAAAAACGUACAAUAUUUGUCAGAUCACUCUUGCAUUGAACAUGCAUACAGUCAUACGAGGUGUGAUCAAAAAGUAAGGUGACUUUUCAUUUUUAUAA
This is a messenger RNA of Solenopsis invicta (red fire ant), 779 nucleotides long. RefSeq lists its product as uncharacterized. The record is from RefSeq and is a predicted model, not a curated record. The transcript is spliced from 2 exons. Lineage: Eukaryota; Metazoa; Arthropoda; Insecta; Hymenoptera; Formicidae. Bases 1 to 546 code for a protein of 181 amino acids.